Prunus mume (Japanese apricot) is the source of this 1410-nucleotide messenger RNA. Lineage: Eukaryota; Viridiplantae; Streptophyta; Magnoliopsida; Rosales; Rosaceae. The record is from RefSeq and is a predicted model, not a curated record.
AUGGGUUUUGGGUUGCAGGUUUCGUCACGCCUUGCUGAAUUGGAAGCAACUUUGGAUGCAGGGAUCCGUCACAGAAAUAAGGCCCUUACUUCUGUUGGGUUUCACCUAGCAAAAUGGAUGAACAUGGUGAGAAGGGAGAAAGCUGUAUAUGAUACAUUGAACAUGCUUAACUUUGAUGUUACAAAAAAAUGUCUUGUUGGAGAGGGCUGGUGUCCUAUAUUUGCAAACACUAAGAUUCAGGAGGCACUGCAACGUGCUACAUUUGAUAGCAAUUCGCAAGUGGGAAUAAUAUUUCACCUGAUGGAUGCAAUAGAAUCACCUCCUACAUAUUUCAGAACCAACCGCUUCACGAGUGCAUUUCAGGAAAUUGUUGAUGCAUAUGGUGUUGCAAGAUAUCAAGAAGCCAAUCCUGCUGUUUACACUUGUAUUACUUUUCCAUUUCUUUUCGCGGUGAUGUUUGGGGACUGGGGUCAUGGAAUAUGCUUGUUGCUGGGAGCAUUAAUUCUUAUAGCUCGUGAAACUAAGCUCAGUGCUCAGAAACUUGGGAGCUUUAUGGAGAUGCUAUUUGGUGGGCGAUAUGUACUUCUUUUGAUGUCCCUAUUUUCAAUCUACUGUGGGUUGAUUUACAAUGAGUUCUUCUCUGUUCCUUUUCACAUAUUUGGUGGGUCUGCUUACAAAUGUAGAGAUACCGCUUGCAGUGAGGCGUACACUAUUGGUUUAAUCAAGUACCGAGAUCCAUACCCAUUUGGUGUGGAUCCCAGUUGGCGUGGAAGUCGUUCAGAGCUGCCUUUCUUGAAUUCUCUCAAAAUGAAAAUGUCGAUUUUGUUGGGUGUGGCGCAAAUGAACUUAGGAAUUCUACUUAGUUACUUCAAUGCACGGUUUUUCAGCAGCUCGAUUGAUAUAAGGUACCAGUUUGUGCCGCAGGUGAUCUUUCUUAACAGCCUUUUUGGAUAUCUUUCACUUCUUAUUGUCAUCAAGUGGUGCACCGGCUCUCAGGCAGACCUCUAUCAUGUAAUGAUUUACAUGUUCUUAAGUCCGACUGAUGAUCUUGGUGAAAAUGAAUUGUUCUGGGGCCAAAGACCACUUCAGAUCAUUUUGUUGCUUUUGGCUCUAAUCGCAGUUCCAUGGAUGCUCUUUCCAAAACCUUUUAUUUUGAAGAAGCUUCAUACGGAGAGGUUUCAAGGUCGUGCGUAUGGGAUGCUUGGCACCUCAGAGAUGGACCUUGAUGUAGAGCCUGAUUCUGCGAGGCAACAUCAUGAGGAGUUUAAUUUCAGUGAGGUAUUUGUACACCAGAUGAUACACUCCAUAGAGUUUGUUCUUGGUGCAGUUUCAAAUACUGCAUCAUAUCUACGACUAUGGGCUCUGAGGGUUCACUUAGAGCAUCUUCAGCGCCCAACCCAACUCGGGUAA